Messenger RNA from Cyprinodon variegatus (sheepshead minnow), 5851 nucleotides. RefSeq names its product membrane associated ring-CH-type finger 8 (gene marchf8). The coding region runs from base 294 to 1181 and encodes 295 amino acids. The transcript has a single exon. NCBI's taxonomy places the organism in Eukaryota, Metazoa, Chordata, Actinopteri, Cyprinodontiformes, Cyprinodontidae. The record is from RefSeq and is a predicted model, not a curated record.
GUAUUGUUGUUUCUCCAUUUUAAAACAUGUGGUUGUCUUUUCCAUUUCUCUUUUUUUGUCUUUUUCUAUACUUUCUAAUCCCAUUGCCUGUCAUAUGAUCCUCUUUCCUAAACACGAACACACGCAUACAUAAACAUCUACACAACAGCAGUCAGGAUCAGGAGACUCAGAAACAGACUGCAGUGGUUCUGCUGAACUCCAACCGUAAAACCUCCAAGGGUCUUUCAGUAACCACCCUCUGCACAGACUCCCUGCGGGGCUCAAAAUACACCAAACAGCGAGACUGGCUCUCCAUGCUGCGUCCUGCCUCUGUCAGCGCCCAGCAUAAAAACUCCCUCAAGUUUUCUCUGUCUCUGAAUGACAUGGGCCAACGUGUGGACAACCUUUGUCAGGGGCUUCACUUCAUAGAUCGUACGUGCUCGGAGGGAGAACUGGAUGCGAAGGCCGAGCAUGCUCAGUGUCUCUGUAGCAAUCCGGUCACCACCACUAUAAGAGAGAGCCCAGAUUCUUCACUCUCAACCCGCACCAGCCUCCACCUCGUCCCUUCCCUCACUAACAACCACAAAUACAUGUUGUCCACCCCUACCAGUCCUGCUCCUCCUUCUCAUCAAAACAGUUUUGUCCAGCCUCUUUCCACACCGGGGUCCAACUUGCUUCAUCUCCUCCUUCCCUUCUCCCGAUCUUCUACAUCAGCCAGCCUGCAAUGCUCUGAGCUGGGAAGCUACGCCUCUCACCUCUACAUCGCCAAGUCUUGCAGUACUCUGCUGGAAGGCACUGAAUCAGGCUUCCUCUCUCAAGGAGAUGACAGUGUGUUUGAAGUGGAGCUUCCCAAACCAGCUUCCAAGGAGGCAAACAUGAUGCUGACAGCCCCCAUAAUGGACAGUGUGUCUGGGACUCUUUUAGCACCUCUGUGCUAUAUGGAUGAGGACGUGGACCUUGAGUGCCAUUCGUCGCCUUUGAUGGAGAAAUCAGGGCCUCUGUCACAUUACUCUCUAUCAGGGGACUGCUGCAGGUGGGUGAUUGUUUGGACGGUCUGCAGCCCUGUAACCCUCCAUCGUGCAGUUAAUGUGGCAGUUCUCCCAGAGACCUGUUCAGUAGUGGAGGGAUCCUCCUCCUGUAGUGUAAUCGCCCAAUCCAGUUGUGUACAUCCUCCAAAGCUCUGCUCAGAGUGGAGCUUUUAGUUAGAGGAGCCCAAUAUAGUUGCCCUAUGUCAGUAAUAACUAUUUCCGUGCUUCCAGGUUUCCUUUUAUUUUUGCCUUGUUUACCCUUCUGAAAUGGUGUGCUCAUCAUUUUAAUAUGAUACAAACAUAACCACAAAAAUAAUACUUAACUCUCUAGCAUCAAGCAGACUCUUAAAGAAAAGUUGUCCAACAAUAUCUAAACCUUUAGAGUUGUUUCAGAGCAGAUGAGAAACACAACCAUUUGGCAUCCAUCAAUCUGAAAAGGUUUACCAAGCUUUUUCUCAGGGUUUGGCAAUCCAGCAAAAACGGUGAUAAACAUUAUAAAAAGAAUUGAGAAGCAUCCCAUGAAUGCCUAGCCCAUCAAUAUUAUUCCUAAAGAAAAUGAAUGGCCAAUCUAGGAGGCCACAGAUAAAUCCAGAUUGGCAUUUAAGGCACAGAGACUUCAUUUGCUUUGGUAAACAUCAGUAUUCAACAUUCAAUCUAAUGACAGAUAAUGGGCAAAAUGGCAUUCAUAAAAAAGUUACAAGACCAAAAUAACUACCUAUCAAAAAGAACACACUUUAGUUUUUGUACUAUUCAUCUUCCAUUUAUCUAGGACCGGGUUUCCAUGGGCAACAGUCUCAGCAGAAACCCCCCGAUUUCCCCCUUCCCGGACAUCUUCUCCACCUUUCUUGGAGAAGCCCAAGUCCUUCCUCUGAGUCCUGAGCCAUCCCUUGGGCCUCCUCGGGUUAGACGUGCCUAGAACACCUUACAAGGGAGUCGUCCAGGGGGCAUCCGAAACAGAUGUUUGACCCAUCUGAGCUGACAGCUCAACUUCUUUAAAGUAGUGCCUAGGCACCCUGCAAAGAAAACUCCUUUUAGCCACUUGUAUCUGAGAUCUUGUUCUCUCAGUCAUGAUCAUAGGAACACGCAUUUCACAUAUUCGUUGAAAAAUAUCAGCAAGACAGGUAGGGUAAAAUGUUUUUACAUUACUGAAAACACAAAUUCAUCCUCACCUCAUCUUCUUGCAAACCUUUAUAAUCUUUAGUGUUCGGAGCAAUAAGCUGGCUAUAGUGUCAUUUCAUUCCAUUUAAUUUCCCUACAUGGAUUUGUAAAGGUCUCUUGACAUCCUUACCCCACACUUCUGCUGUCAAACAGCUUUUAAAAUAAUUUUUCAUCUUGGGUAGAUUGAUGGUGGGAGGAAGUCUCAAUGAACAUGUAAUUGAUUUUCCUGAGAUUUUUGAAGUUCUGUGGAAAAGAGGGCUGAGGACGUUAAGAAAUAUAUGGAGACCAGCAGGUCGUUGCUGAAAAUGUAAUAGUGCUGACGUUUAAAGCUGGUUUCUGCUGUAAAAAGUGGAUGAAAGGUUUAUUUAAUGCAUGUCUUGGUUCAAAAGGUUGACUGAGUGCAGCCUUACAGGAAAGUAUUUGAUAGAGGCUCAGGCCAUGACUACAUGAACUGUCUUGAUGAGCCUUCAUAGCAGCAGUAAAGAUUAGUUGCCAGAGGCUCAACGGCGAGCUCCUCUGGGUUACAGCGUCCGUUUGUCAAUACAGCAACAACUCGCUGGACUGAAGAGAUUUAAGUCCUCAGCCCAGUUCGAUACCAAUUAUGUCUUCGUUGCCCCCUCAGCUGUGGCCUGUGCUAAUGCUGCUCUUAUUUCAUUACACUAAAGGAAAAAAGCAACAUGAGCUUAGAUGUGGGCGGGCACAGGUUAGAGAGCAACUGAGAUUAUGGGCUUCAAAUAGCCUGUGUAGCCUCUGACUGUUAACACAUGUACGAGCACAAACACUCUGUGCCAGCCACUGUGUCUCGUGGCUUGGAGCGUGAGCUUAGACCUGAGUUCACCUGAGGAAGUACACGAGAGCUUGUUUUUCCACUUUAAUCAUUAGCCAGCUCACUUAUUGACAAAGCGUCACAAUGCAAUAUAAUGGAGGAGGCUUAAAAAAAUACUCAGCAACCAGUUUCCAUCAUUUAAAACGUUUUUUUAUUUUGUUAAAAAACGGAAGCAAUCCAUGCACUGGCUGGUUAAAAUGUUAUUUUUUGGGAUAUUAUAAACUCCUAUGUGGUUCAAUUUUAACAAAAAAGUAGAGGUAAAUCUGUGCAAAGUUAAUUAAAUGUAGGUCUGAACAUCUCCAUUAACUCUUAUUUUGAGGAAAAAUGAGAUUGAUGGACAUCAUGUCUAACUCGGUUGAGUAAAUUUAACUUUAUUUUCUUUCAGCUCAUCAGUAGUCUCUGUGUGGCCUCUUCGGCUUCACCCUCUCUGUGGUGCUUGUGUUGCAGAGGCUCCCCUUUCAAAUCCUCCUUUUCAUCUUCUUCGUCUAAAUUAAAAGUACUUCCAUAUAUUAGAUCACUUCAGGCUUUAGAACAUUUUUAAAAACUUCUUUAACCCACCUCAGAUGCUUUAGUCAUUUGUUUGUUUUGCAACCGUUGCAGCAAGAGAGCAAACCAGUUACUGUAUUUAUGUGUGCAGCUUGCACUGCAGCUUAGAGACUGCCAAGUACACAGACAUUAGGAGGAAAACUUACGUUUUCUCAAAAAUGAAAUUAAUAUUAAAUAACAUAUUUGUAAAAUUAGCAUCAUCUAAUGUUCAUGUAGUAGUUAUAGUCGACGUCAAUCAUCGCCUCUUAACAUAGAACAUCUGGGGGAGGUGGAUUAGUCAACCAUUCUAUUAUGCUCCUUUAUUUUACCAGCAUUUCUUAACGCUUCUCAGUAGUGCCUGAUACACUCAUAUUAAUGUAGCAAAUUUUAAUUUUAUCUGUGAUUUGUAAAGGUUUUAGGCUCAAUUGAUCAUAAAACUGAACUUUAAUUCUUGGUUGAAAAUCAAAUUAUAAAACAACUGGCGAGAAAAGGUAGAGGGAAGGAUUCUAAAUCAUCAUGUUGAGAGAUUGCAGCCCAGACAAUUGAGGAAUGCCUCAGGAGAAAAGUAUGAGGAAACUGAAAAAGGAACAAAUAUGAAGAGAGCAAAUGCCUCUGCAGGGACGUACUGUACUCUCACCCAGCUUGUUUCUCUCUCAGCUUGCAUUCCUUGUGAUCUCCCGAUUCUGUUUUGCUUCUCACAUUUUCAUGUUGACAUAGUCUGGCAUCGCCUCUAACGACGUAAGAUGACUGUGAAAGUCGGAAGGUGCGCUGCAGCUGCUGGAAUGAUGCAAAUGUUCAACUUCCCCUGCUAAAUGGCAUAUAGAAUGGGCUGCUGCUGGCAUGAAUCGUGUUAAUUUUGCUGUGGACUUUAUGAGAUGGUUCUGCUAAUUAUGCAGGUAUGCAGCUGCGCAUUGCAUUGGAAGACAAAGCUGGAAUUUGUGGUUAUCUUAAAAGGCAGCCUGCAUUUCUAACCCAAACAGGUUUUCCCUCUUUUCCAUAAGCUAAUAUGCUUUAUGUGGAGGUGUUGGGAUUUCAUUGUGAUUAUUCCUGCCUACUUAUUGAGAAAAAACAUUCUGAUAUCUGUUCAUGUCACAAGACAACAGCUUCAACUGGAGAUGUCAAUUUCACCUAUUGCUUUCUUUAAUACCUUGUUCCUUUCAAUUCAUCCUCUGUGGUAAAUGACUUAUUUUUAUCCUUCUUUGUUCAUUUAGUCUUUUAAUCUUAUACCUCUUUGGCCAGAUGAGGUAGGGCUGCAAAUAGUCAUUAUCCUGCUUACUCACUUCACAUUCUGUGUGGGAACAUGAGCUUCUUCUCCUGCUCUUAUGCUGUCCUUAACUCAGGGAUAAAUGCGAUCUGUUUGAAUGCCAUGCUUCCAACUGGAAAAUUAUCCGAUUUGCCUUGUGGGUGUUUUGUUUUUGAUGGUUAUCAAUGAAGCCUCUGUGGAGAAAUUGUCCAUAUUAUUCUCCAUUAGUUCACCUUCUAACUACCUCUCCUGUUUCUUUUGAGAUCUGUGAGGGCUUGACAGAUUGCACGCUACCGUGACAACUUUUUCUUCAGUCACUUUUACGGUUUACUGACAUUUACAGCAUUUUCAGACCCGACUCACUCGUGGAUGAGUGCGUGACGUCUGCAUCUCUUAUCAGUCUCAUCUGCACACACACUACAUUUAAGUGACAGACUAAAGUAUACCUCUUUAAUGUGCAUGACUAAUCACUGCAACCAGAUGUCCUCCUUAGCAGCUGCAGACUGCUGUUUGGCCUUGAAAAAUAAGGCUGCUUUAGUCCUCCUGAUCAGAACCAGAAUGACUGCACAGCAGACACAGUGAUUAUUAGAAAACUUACAUGAAAAAUCCUAAAAAGGUCAAAGAAAUAAGUUGAUUUUGAUAAUUGUAACAAUAAUAAUUAUGAAAAAAAAAUCCCUUAAUAGCUCUGUCAUUCCAGUCCAACAAUAUCUGUAGUUCUGAGGUCCUGCUUAGACCUGGCGUUAACUUCUCUCCUGGACUUUUAAAGCCCAUUUUUGCAAAGGAAAAUAAAAAUUAAAUAAAUUAAUCAAACAUAUCUGCUGGAAUUUCUGUAACAUCUCAGAUGCUUUCAGUCAAUUGAAUAACAUUGAGUCCAAUAUACCCAGAUUUUUCCAAGUCACAAUUUAUAGAACCUGUAUUGACUACAACUUAAGAUGUGGUUUUAAAGAGGAAAGUGAAAAAACAACCUAUGCUGGAGAAUGCUUUUGUUUAAAAACAACUGUUUUCAACCUCAUUUUAUAAAUGUAGUGACUUGUAGUAUCCUGGUUUCUAAUGCUUAUAAAGACCCCAUUAAUUGAGAAACCUUUUAAUUAC